Physella acuta is the source of this 4865-nucleotide messenger RNA. RefSeq lists its product as uncharacterized. Lineage: Eukaryota; Metazoa; Mollusca; Gastropoda; Physidae. The record is from RefSeq and is a predicted model, not a curated record.
CCGAGUGAGAGUUCCAGAUUUAUGUCAGAGUUUUGUUCUUGAAAAAAAUGGCCGCCAGUGAUGCACGUACGUCAUACACACAGUUUUCACCGUAACGUAGACUUAUCUCAAUAUUGAAAUGACUUUAGGAAUGGAUUGUACUAACGAAGAUCAUAGUCCACCUUUAAGUGACAAUACUGGAAGUACUUGGUUGAACUGGGAAAAUGAAAUCAGCUCCAUAUCGGGACUAAAUAUUGGUAGCUCUCCAGAACUGAAUGGACUUGUUGAGGAUAAAGAGGUGGCAGCCAGAGCUGUAGCAUUUGUGGUCAACAGUACCAGGAAAGGGAUUGUACCAUUGUGUGCUGAUAUUGCCAACUUACUUAGAGCCAAAAGAAGCUUAGAGAAGAAGGUCUACCUUCUAAAGCGUGAGGUGGAGGCACUAAGAUCUUCCACGUCUGUCAGUUUUCGAACAAGUCAUUCCACAAGCCCUACCCCACCUUUAAUAGAAAAAUCUAUCACAGCUGAGACUAUCGGCUUGCAUGAGAGAUCUCGCCCAUGUUCAAGGUGUAGCCAGUGUUCCAGUAAUGUGAGUAACUCUCCUAAACUAGAGAGCACAUACAGUUUUAAAAGUUAUCUGCCUUCACCAGCCCUCUCAAGAGAUGCAUUCAGAAGAACAUCACCAAGACUUGCACGUCAGCCCCCCAAGCCCCCAAUGGGAGGAGUCCAGCAGCUUCACACCGCCCACACCUCCCCGGAUAUCAGCGUGUCCGGGCCUGCAGGGCGCCCUGACCUGCCAGCCAGAACACAGGGCAGGAAGAAUUCUUUGCCUGAGAUGACCAGUGAACCCAAUGUGGAGAUCAAGAGGAUCAGUCCAAAAAUAUCCAAGGAGACCCAGUGCACUCUGGCCCUGAGAGGGGAGUCACAGUUUGAGGAACAGUUUAUUGAAACUGUACGUCUCAAUUCAAAAUUAGCUGAAGAAUUGGGAUCAGCCAAAAAAGAGAUUGAAAUACUGAAAGGAAGACUAAAAGAAUUAGAGAUGAACCAAUUAGCUAGGGAAUGUACACAGGAUCACUUGCGGCAAGAAUUACCUAAUGAAGACUUCUCAUCAAGUGAACUACAGAACAAUAGCUCACCCAAUACACAAGACUGUCAACCCAAAUGUGUGACUAAUGGUCAUAAGCAUGCAAGAACCAAUGGGUUAUCAUCAUCAAAAGUGAGCACAAGAGUUCCUCCCCCUGUGGGAAGUCUUCACUAUGCAGAACCUUUAUAUGGCUGUAAGUGCACUGCAUGUGAUGAAGCUAUGGGUGGGGAAAUACAUGCAGCACUUAGUGCCAGCCUUAAUGAAGAUCUUCUUAAGUUUCCUGUUAGUUCCAAAAUUGUUGUGCAACUUGGUGAUCAUGUGGUCAUUAAAGGAGAAAAAACUGGUCGUAUUCGCUACAUUGGUCAUCUUGACAAAAUUGGUCAACCAAAUAUGGUCUUUGUUGGUCUGGAGUUAGAUGCACCAGUUGGCCACCAUGAUGGGUUUUUCAACAAAAAAAGAUACUUCUUCUGUCAGAAAGACCACGGGAUAUUCAUCCCAUUACAUGACAUCAUAUGUAAAGUGCAGCCAAAAAUGCUUUCCUGUUCAGAAAAACUAGCAUCCAGAUCCAAAGAUACAAGUGAUAUUUUAUCUCAAGCUGUGAUCACACUGAGAGGUGGGGAUGAGAUGGAGAGCAAACAUCCAGGUGAUUGUCUUGCUCUUGUUGGUAUGACUUCAAAGUCAAAUCAUUCUAACAAGUCUGACAAUUUACUCCAACAAGCAGUCAUUCUUUCACAUUUGGAUGGCAUUGAGGCUGAAAAACACAGAAGGGCUGAAGAUCUUGUAUGAUAUCAGGUAAAAAAACAACAUACAAACAACUUUUAAUUGACGAUUCCAUUCAUCAUGUGUGGAAGAUUGCAGAUCAGCCAAAGUAGAAAAAAAUAGUUGUUUUGUUUAGCUCUUUGUAAAUAUUUCAGUACCUUCUGUGUAUGAAUGCCACCAUAAUAAUUUUUAGAGAUGGAUCGUACAGGCAGUCAUCUCACUUGUGAAUGAAAUGGACUUUAGUAAAAGUAAUUGUUGAUUUUAUGAAAUGUUCCUCAUCUUAUAUGUUUUUCUAUCUGAAAUGUAUGUUGAUAAAAUAUUAAUUCAAAUAAGUAAGCUGAAUAUGGAAUGUUAAAAAAUUCUUCCAUUUUUAAAUUGGUCUAUAAUCAUUUCAGUAUUUAUUUUUCUGAGUUUAUAAAAGUGUUAAUUUUAACCACAAUUAUGUGAUACAAAUUUUACUUUAACGAUGCAUUCUAUGUCUGAUCAAUUCAACUGUUUCUUUUAUAUUUUAGGGAUAUGUAAAAUUGAACUCAUUAUGUCUGAUAUUUUAUGUUUGAAUUUAAAAAGCAGAAAUUAAUUUCCAAAUACUGUAACAUUAUAAUCUUAAAAUAAUAUACUUUAAAAACAAUUAAACAAUUAUUGGUAUAAUGCUAAAAGCACUGAAUAUUAAUCUUUAAAUUAAAAAUAAAACUGAUACACUGUAAGUGUUAGUAGUUUUUCUAUCAACUUAUCCCAGUUUAUUUAGGCUCAACUAUUUUUUUGGUGCUGUGUUGAAUGUAUAUUUAUUUAAAGUUUGCUUGUUUUGGCCAUUGUCAUCCAUCAAGCAAACCUUGGAAUGAGAUUGCCUUAUGUAGAAGUGCCUUUGAUCAAGUUUGGUGCUAACUAAAACUAAUGUGUUCACUCAUAUCAUCUUUACAAUCAACCCUUCUCAAUUCUAACAUUACUUUAUUCACUGAUGUCACUCAAGACUCUCAUGUCAUCAACAAGAUUUUUUUACUCUAACUAUUUACUAUUGUUGUUCAAAUUUCAUGCUAAAAUAACCUCAUUCUUAAAAACCACAUGAACUGCUAACAAACCAAAGUGGUUUUAGUUUUAAACAUAAAUAAGCUGUGAAUAUGUGGUAGGCAAAUUUCUUUAAGUACAUGAGUAUAUGAAAUAACUUUAUAUUUUGACUAUAUUAUAUUAUGUGUAAUAGACGACUAAGCCAAACAUUUUACCAUAAGUUUUUAGUAUCACUAAGUAUAAACUGUCUUUUAAAACUCAUUUAUUUUCUAGCAAAACUGACAUUUUAUUUUACUUUAAAAUAAAAACAUAUUAUUUAGUUAGUUUUAAUGAUAUUAUAAUCUUUUACGAUCACAUUUAUGACCCUACAUUUUAAGUACUUUUUAAAAGCAGAAAUUAAUCAGUUUUAACCAAAAUGUGUAAAUACAGUUGUUUUUCAUUGCUUAUAAAUCUACUUUAAAGAGAACAGUAAUUUUUCAAACUAUUUUAAACUAAAGAAACCAAAAACAAGAAUAAUUUUUAUAACAGUACUAACAGUAAUAUUAUAUCAGCAAUAGUUGCCAACUCUUUUAUACUAAAUGAAUUUUGUUAAAUGAUAACUUAUUACUCAUAAUAAAUAUAAAUAAUAACUAAUAACAAAAAUAUAAAUAAUAACCUAUUAACUUAAAAAAACAGUUUUUUUAUUACAGUAAACAGCAAGUUAUUAUCUACUUGUCUAAUUACAAAUGCUCAAUGACACUAUUUCUCUAUAUAAACCAUUGGACAUGUGUGAUAUUCUACAUUUCUAGAAGAAAAGAAAAUGAUGACAUAUUUUGACAAAACCUUUGUGGUGGUUCCAAACUGUCUGUUUAGUACAAUUUUUUUCACAUAGGUUGGUGUACCUUAAUUUUUUUUUUUUUUCUAGAAAGUUUAAUGUUCAAAAUUACAUUUUUUUUUCUCUUGAUCUUCUAUAACUUAAUAGUUUUUCCUGAAAAGGUUGUCUAUUUUAGCUUUAAAGAUUUACUAAAAUGUUAAUCUAUUGUGACUGUUUUAUUUUGAAAAGGUUGAUCUACAAUAAUUGUAGUUUUAUCUGAAAAUGAUUGAUGUAUCAUAACUUCUAUUUUUUUUUUCUGAAAAUUUAACAUACUCUUUUAAAAUUAGUUUUUUCUUGAAAGGUUAGUAGUGACCUACCAAAAUAUCAGUCGGUUUUUCCUGAAAAGACUAGGUUGACUUUCAAGGUUUGCUACUCUUUACAGCUACCUUGAUUUGAUGUCUUCUACUCUGAGAGUUGCGGUUCUUGAGUGAUGUGUUUUAUCAUUUGACAUUUUGCUUCAUUCAUCAGCUGUCUAACAACCAACCAAUCAUUGGGAUACUAACGAUGCUUUGAGCUUUCAAAGCUGAUUUUUACAAACAUUUGUAUAUUUUUAUUUAUUUAAGCAAUGUUAUUGUAAGUAAAACUCACCCACAAGCAGUUGCUCUGUUCAAGUCUUUUAGUGACUUCACUCAAAUCAAUUCUUAUUUGUAUUAUUGGCUCAACAAAAAUCAGUCAAUGUAUGUUUAAACAGAAGCCUUGUGUAGACAUAAAAAAAAAUAAGCAACAAUAAAUGGUGAUAGAAAGUUAGUAUGUUGCUAUUGAGUUUCAAAUCCUCACUGUCAAAUGUGUGUAGAGGCACAAUUGUCCUGGCAAUACAUGUUCCCUGCAUCAUGUCCACUGGACAGAUGCAUUUUUACAUUUGUGUUCAAUAAGGCAAACAAUUUAUAGGCCAGACUAAUUUAUUAUGUUUUUUUUUUAGAUCAGAAGAUUCUCAGUUUUAACUUAUUAUUUCACCUAACACAAUUAGAAACAUGUCUCAUGCGACCCACAACUACAGACAUUUAAAAAACAUAAAUAAUUUAUUCUCUAGAAUUCUGCUAAAGAUGUUUUAUAACAGCUGUGUGGCACAUUCUGCAGGUACGUUGUUAAGGGAAUGUUGCUGACUGCUGGGUUUGUGAUGUUGUCAUUGAAAACCUGUAAUAGCUUAGCUUUGGCCAUGGUCAUAGAUCUGAGUAUUUAUUGCUGAAGUAU